Molecule: messenger RNA, 1889 nt
Organism: Neurospora tetrasperma FGSC 2508
Lineage: Eukaryota; Fungi; Ascomycota; Sordariomycetes; Sordariales; Sordariaceae
Exons: 3
Coding region: 630-1301 (223 amino acids)
Source: RefSeq, a predicted model, not a curated record
GAAGCAUCCGAUGCGAGUCGCGCAAUGGUAGUGCUGCCCUGGCUUUUCAUCUCCGUACAGUAACAUCGUCCCCUCGUCUCUGUUUCCUGAAGCCAUCGCCAGGUGGGAUACCCCCCGUCAUGUGGCCAGUCUUCGCCCAUGUCUGGACUCUGGAACGUCUCUACUCUCUCUCCUUGUCUUCUUGAUCGUGCCCUGGCUGGUUGGCUGUGCCCAGAAUUGCUUGUUCCGUGCCCUUCUCCGAAUUUUCCAUUACUUGUCGUCUCGGCGGGUUGCUAUGUAGUCCGACCUCUCCUUUCGAUGUCAUGAUCGGGUAAACACCAAAAGAAUAUACCAUUUUCAGUCCAUCCUUCGCUUCUUUUUGCCUCUUGGCACCCUCUUCCAUCCGCGAUUGAAAUUGCAGGUCGAUUUCACCGGUAUCUUUCGCUCCUUAAUACUCCGUACAGUCUCUCACCACUACGAAGACGCCGGUCGUCAUUUCCAUAUUGAAAACUACAAGAAAACAAACACUCUGUCGAGCCCGUAGAACGAACAUCAUCUCGGACUGAGUCAAAGGGGGCAGCCGAGUCUUUCAAGUCAAGGCUGCUCAUCAACAACAACAGACACACGAGACAACACCUACAAGAAAUACAAUGAGUAAAGUGCUUCUGGCCUAUGUGGUCGCCGAUGGCCUCUUCCUCCUGAUGGGCAUCUUCAUGAUCGCUUUCUCCGUCAUUGUUCAGAACAUCCAGUUUGAGGUCCCUACAGAAGGACAACAAGCAGCAAGGAAUCUUUUGUACCAGAGAUUUCCUCUCACAGCCGGUAUCGUGAAUGCCGUCUUCAUCUUCGUCACUUUCCUCUUCACUAUUCCCGGUAUAAUCACCCCCGCACGAGGAUGGCUCAAGCUGGGCGGCUGGAUGACCACCGUCUGCGGUAUCUUCAGCCUCAUCAUCGGUCUCUACCUCUGGAUCAUGACCCUCAAGACCAAGGCGGAUUUUGCUCCCUUUUAUUUUAGCCAGCCUCCUGAGAUUCAGGAGCUGAUGCAGUCAGCUUUCAAAUGCUGCGGCUACUUCAAUAGCACCUCCCCCGCCUUUAUCACCGACGACAUCUGCUCCAGCCCAGCUGCCGCCGCGCUCAUGCGCCCAUGUUCGACCCCCAUCACCUCCUUCGCCAACGUCCUGAUCGACAACAUCUUUACUGCGGUUUUCGGCAUGGUUGGUAUCGACGUUGUCCUUAUCAUGGCGACCGCUUGUCUGCUGAAGGAGCGCAGGGAGAGGGAGCGCUUCCGUCACAUCGACGAGAAGAGUGGUGCUAUUGGAUUCUGAAGAGGGUUACGCAAGCGAGGGAACGACGGCAUAUGAAUAACAGCAUACACGAAUCUGCCCUGCGAGCGCGAUGAUGCUGGCUAGUUGACCCCUCUUAUGAUGACGGACGGGAGGAAGAGCAUGGAAAAGGAAGAAAUCCUGACCGAGGAACUGUGAGAAAGAAAAAAGAGUCCUGGACGGACCACACCGGAGGGAACGAACCAAACAGACUCGCAGGACGAGAGGCCGUGAGUGGAAAGGGCGGCGGGCGGUCCAAACAAAACAUUAUUACCACACCCAAAGCCAGUGACGCCUCGGACGCACACGACAUACUUUCUCGGCUGGCUGUUGGAGAUCAUCUACUUGGUGGGAGGUCUGAACAAAUUGGGAUACAGUACCACGGCUGGAUGGCGAAAACGAGGGACAUCUAUCAACCUACCUCGGCUAAUAAACACCACUUCAUGCUCGCUUCUCAAAUCCACCGAUAGACAAAUGAUACCCAUAAACCCAUUAGGAACAUCCAUUGACUCUCUCCCUCACUCAUUUACCGACUGACAAGACUACGGUCAAGAAUUGACAUUUGCAUCACUCCACCACUACUUGGUCGUC